Lathyrus sativus (Indian pea) is the source of this 1863-nucleotide messenger RNA. Lineage: Eukaryota; Viridiplantae; Streptophyta; Magnoliopsida; Fabales; Fabaceae. The record is from the annotation of a GenBank genome assembly.
AUGGUGGCUGUUCUUCAAACCAGAGGGCUUCUCUCCCUCCCUGCAAACCCUAAAACAAGGGUUUUGCUUCAACAACCCAAUGGCCUAAAGCAUAGAUUUUUAUCUCUUAAACCCAAAACCCUUGGUGGUUCUUCUCUUACAUCAAAUGGGUUUUCAAAGCUUAAUUCUUUUUCACCAAAAGUUAAUGGCUUUGGCCAAAACGAGAGGAAUUUGUUCAUCUGUAAAGCAGAGGCGGCUGCUGCGUCUGAUGGACAACAACCAGUUUUUGGGGAGGCUGAGGUUGAGAAAAAACCUAAAAUUCUGGGGAUUGAGGUUGAUACUAUGAAAAAGAUUUUACCUCUAGGGUUGAUGUUCUUUUGCAUCCUUUUUAAUUAUACAAUUUUGAGGGAUACGAAGGAUGUGUUGGUUGUUACCGCUAAAGGGAGUAGUGCUGAGAUUAUUCCGUUUUUGAAAACAUGGGUGAAUCUUCCUAUGGCUAUUGGGUUUAUGUUGUUGUAUACAAAGUUGUCUAAUGUUUUGUCAAAACAGGCACUUUUUUACACUGUGAUUCUCCCUUUUAUUGCUUUCUUUGGGGCUUUUGGUUUUGUUUUGUAUCCUCUUAGCAAUUAUAUUCAUCCUGAGGCUUUUGCAGACAAGCUUCUUAGUGUUCUUGGUCCUAGGUUCCUUGGUCCUCUUGCAAUUAUCAGAAUUUGGAGUUUCUGUUUGUUCUAUGUUAUGGCUGAAUUGUGGGGGAGUGUGGUUGUUUCUGUGCUAUUCUGGGGUUUUGCUAAUCAGAUAACUACUGUUGAUGAAGCAAAACGAUUCUACCCACUGUUUGGACUUGGGGCCAAUGUAGCUCUCAUAUUCUCUGGUCGUACCGUGAAGUACUUUUCUAACAUGAGGAAGAAUUUAGGUCCUGGUGUUGAUGGUUGGGCCAUCUCUCUGAAGGGAAUGAUGAGUAUAGUCGUGCUUAUGGGAUUCGCAAUCUGUGGCCUGUACUGGUGGACGAAUAAUUUCGUUCCUCUUCCAGAACGUAGCGUGAAGAAGAAGAAGAAGCCCAAAAUGGGAACAAUGGAGAGCUUGAAAUUCUUGGUGUCUUCAAGAUACAUCAGAGACCUUGCCACUUUAGUGGUUGCUUAUGGAAUCAGUAUUAAUCUUGUUGAGGUUACAUGGAAGUCUAAGCUCAAAGCCCAGUUUCCUAGCCCCAAUGAGUACUCUUCUUUCAUGGGUGACUUCUCGACUGCAACUGGAAUUGCAACAUUCAUAAUGAUGCUUCUAAGUCAAUAUAUAUUUGACAAAUAUGGUUGGGGAGUUGCUGCCAAGAUCACACCUACCGUCUUGCUUCUGACCGGAGUCGGUUUCUUCUCUCUCAUUUUGUUUGGAGGUCCAAUUGCACCCGGUCUUGCAUCGCUUGGAAUGACUCCACUGCUAGCAGCUGUUUAUGUUGGUGCCUUGCAAAACAUCUUUAGCAAGAGUGCUAAGUACAGCUUAUUCGAUCCCUGCAAAGAAAUGGCUUACAUUCCCUUGGAUGAGGAUACUAAGGUCAAAGGCAAAGCAGCCAUAGAUGUUGUUUGCAACCCAUUGGGAAAAUCCGGAGGCGCCCUAAUCCAACAAUUCAUGAUCCUAACGUUCGGAUCACUCGCCAAUUCAACUCCAUACCUCGGAGGUGUUCUUCUAGUGAUUGUUCUUGCCUGGUUAGGAGCAGCCAAGUCAUUGGAUACACAGUUUACCGCGUUGCGUAAAGAGGAAGAACUCGAGAAAGAGAUGGAAAGAGCAGCCGCUGUCAAGAUACCAGUGGUCUCUGAGAACGACGGUGGCAACGGUUCCCUUACCAGUGACUCAUCAAAUAGUCCAUCCGAAGCCUCAACUCCUCGCAACAAUUAA